Molecule: messenger RNA, 1857 nt
Organism: Dovyalis caffra
Lineage: Eukaryota; Viridiplantae; Streptophyta; Magnoliopsida; Malpighiales; Salicaceae
Source: the annotation of a GenBank genome assembly
AUGGUAGGCCCACCAAGAAACUUACUUCUUCCCAUCAUUUUCACCUCCAUUGGUGCCAUCGUCCUCUUCUCCCUCCACCAAUCCGCUCACCCCAUCCCUAACCCUGAUUUCACUCCAAUUAACACCCCAAUCAAAGCCCUAAAUCCCCCAUUUAUCCCUCAAAACUUUACUUUCCUAAUCAAAGUUCUUGCCUUUAACCGCCUGGACUCACUCUCCAGGUGCCUCAACUCCCUCUCUGCCGCCAACUACGGCGGCGAUACUGUCCACCUCCACAUCCACAUUGAUCAUUUUGCCCUCGUCAAUGAAUCCACCAACGUUAUUGAUCAAAAACUUGAGGAAUCACGAAAAAUUUUGAACUUUAUUGAUGGGUUUGAUUGGAAAUUUGGAAACAAAGUUGUGCAUUAUAGGACUAAUAAUGUUGGGUUGCAAGCUCAAUGGCUAGAAGCUUGGUGGCCAAGUUCAGAUCAUGAAUUUGCCUUUAUUGUGGAGGACGAUUUGGAGGUUUCGCCUUUCUUUUAUAAAUUUGUGAGGGGCUUGAUAGUUAAUUACUAUUACAAUGUGUCAAACUCUAGUCUCUCUAUCUAUGGUGCGUCACUUCAGCGUCCAAGGUUUGUCCCAGGUAAACACGGAAACAAAAUACAAUUGGAUAGUGAAACACAUCUUUUCUUGUACCAGUUGGUUGGUACUUGGGGUCAGGUUCUCUUUCCAAAACCUUGGAAAGAGUUUAGGUUGUGGUAUGAUCUGCACAAGUCCAAGGGCAUCAAGCCAUUUCUUGAUGGAAUGGUGACUAAUGGGUGGUACAAAAGGAUGGGAGAAAGGAUCUGGACUCCUUGGUUCAUUAAAUUCAUUCACUCUAGAGGUUAUUUUAACAUCUACACAAAUUUUCAGCAUGAGAGAGCACUCAGUGUCUCUCACAGGGAUGCUGGUGUUAACUAUGGGAAAACUGCUGGGCCUGACUCCCAAUUAUUGGAGGGAAGUUCUCUUGACUUCAACUUACUGGAAAUGCAACCAUUGAGUAAUUUGAAAUUGUAUGAUUACUGCUUCAGAGAAGUGCUUCCUGGAAGAGUUGGAAGGACCUUGGAUGAAGUUGGGUCUAUUCUUUGGACUGUGCAGAAAGAUCGGAGUGUUCUGCUUGUGAGUAUAUUUGGGGCAUCAGAUACAAUCACGAGGAACAUGCUUUGCCACUUUGAGAGGCUAAAUAUAAGGAACUAUUUAUUGAUGGGCCCUCGGUCUGAUUUUCUAUUUGAUCUUGCUAGAAGAGGGCAUCCUGUGAUUGAUGCUGACCAGUUUUUCAAUUAUCUCAGAGCACAGAAAGUAAUGGGAUUUCAGCAUUCCAGUGCAAAGCUGAUGAAGAACGUUUUAGUGAAUGCUUAUGUAAUCAAGAAGUGUUUAGAAAAUGGGUAUGAUUCUUUGAUGGUGGAUGCAAACAUGCUUUUUCUCAGUAAAGUUCAGGAGUUCAUGAAUCCUACUAAUGACUUCUAUGCUGGGAAGAGCUCGCGAUUUCUCUCGGUUAGGAGCUCUUCUUCUGCUCAAGAAAUUUGGCUUGGUCUCCUGAAGAAGGUUGCUGCCACAAUAGGCAAGGUGUCGUUACAGGGAGAGAGCACAAAUUUUGUUUUCUUAGUGGUAAAGUUCUUGGAACAGACUGGUGUAACAAUUCACAGGGUUGAUGAGGCAAGCAUUGGCAUCCAGAUUAGUGCCAAUACUAUUAAUCAAUCAUCUUCGGAUGCUGGGAAGAAAAUGGUUUAUUGGUCUGCAGACACAGGUUUGGAUUUGAUUCAAAAACGGCUGCAAGAAUUGAGUUUGUGGGUUGUAGAUGUUGACUCUUCUUGCACUGCUGUUGUUUGUCACCAGUCAUAG